Messenger RNA from Chrysoperla carnea, 817 nucleotides. Its product is annotated as mitochondrial import inner membrane translocase subunit Tim21. The record is from RefSeq and is a predicted model, not a curated record. Gene Ontology annotation, biological process: protein import into mitochondrial matrix. The transcript has 3 exons. Gene Ontology annotation, cellular component: TIM23 mitochondrial import inner membrane translocase complex. The coding region runs from base 111 to 749 and encodes 212 amino acids. Lineage: Eukaryota; Metazoa; Arthropoda; Insecta; Neuroptera; Chrysopidae.
UUAAUAUUGAAAAUAAACUGAGAAUUCUAGGAAUAUUCAACAUUUUACUAAAGUCAGUUUAUGUGAAGAUAAAGAGAAUUGAUUCUUUUAAAGAUAAAAAGUUCAUAAAUAUGUCACAAAUAACCGUGCCAAUUUUAAGAUGUCAAAUGCGAUUUACACUACGUCAAGCAUGCCGUACCCUUCAUAUUUCAAGGACGAAAUUAUCACAAAAGAAACAAAUUGAUACUUAUAAAGGCAAUCAACAAAUAACCACAGAUGUGAGACCAUUAAGUGAAAAAGUUAAAGACACAGCAAAAACUACAUCAUAUCUAGGUGUUAUACUAUUGGGGGUUGGUGUCACAGGCGCAAUGUUUUAUACUAUUUUUUCUGAAUUAUUUUCAAGUAACAGUCCAAAUAGUAUAUAUUCAAAAGCAUUAGAGAAAUGUAUUGCACAUCCAAAAGUACAAGAUUUGUUAGGCGAACCAAUCAAAGGAUUUGGUGAGGAAACUAGAAGAGGAAGACGUGGACAUGUUAGCCAUGUUACUUACAUUAAAAAUGGCGUGAAACACCUUAAAAUGGUUUUUUAUAUACAAGGAACUAGAAACAGAGCUACUGUACAUCUAGAAAUGGCAGAAAAUUCAGCUGGUUCUUAUGAAUGUCGAUAUUUGAUUGUCCAAUUGGAUGAUUACACAAAGCGAACUAUAACUAUCGAAAAUAAUCAACUGCAAAUCGACGAAACUUCGAAGACUGAAAAUAGUUUGUUGUUUUAGUUAAUAUUUAUUUGUGUAAACGAAGGUCUUAAGUGUGAUAAAAUUGUACAUUUGUUGUUAAGAAUUUU